CUUUUCGUUAUUUUCAUCAUCGUCAUCAUCUUCGUCAUCCUCGUGGUCAUCCUCGUGGUCAUCCGUCGGUUCGUCUGUGAAAUAACUUUCGAUUUCACCCUCAACAUCCUUGCUCCACUCCUCAAUGCCUUCCUGUUGGUGGUGAGGGUGCUUAGGAAUCACUCCGGCUCAAGCUGGAAUGACUGCCACCAGGCAGACUAG
Molecule: messenger RNA, 201 nt
Organism: Mesocestoides corti
Lineage: Eukaryota; Metazoa; Platyhelminthes; Cestoda; Cyclophyllidea; Mesocestoididae
Source: the annotation of a GenBank genome assembly